Bufo bufo (common toad) is the source of this 3514-nucleotide messenger RNA. It is a transcript of the gene IREB2, whose product is annotated as iron responsive element binding protein 2. NCBI's taxonomy places the organism in Eukaryota, Metazoa, Chordata, Amphibia, Anura, Bufonidae. Gene Ontology annotation, molecular function: aconitate hydratase activity; iron-responsive element binding; 4 iron, 4 sulfur cluster binding. The transcript is spliced from 23 exons. Gene Ontology annotation, biological process: tricarboxylic acid cycle; citrate metabolic process. The coding region runs from base 45 to 3017 and encodes 990 amino acids. The record is from RefSeq and is a predicted model, not a curated record. Gene Ontology annotation, cellular component: cytosol; mitochondrion.
CGCAAAGUCGACGUCAUCGGGCAGCUGGCUCCGGUGGAGUCAACAUGGCGACUGCAGGCUCGGGAGGUGACGGGGAGACGGAGACGUCCUCGGUUCAGUCGGCUGGUGACGGUCGGGGAGAUAAGAGGAUGACGCAUUCAGCUAACGUUAAAGACAACCCCUUCAAGUACUUGGUGGAAACUCUCGAGUGCAGUCCAGAUAAAACUUUUUUCAAUAUUUCUAAGUUGCAGGGCUCAGAGUAUGAAGCCUUGCCUUUCUGCAUCCGAGUGGUGCUGGAAGCUGUGGUGCGUAAUUGUGAUGGUGUGUUGGUAAAGGAGGAUGAUGCUAUAAAAGUUUUGAAGUGGAAAACUAACUGUGAAUGCCAAGAAAUUCCUUUCCUUCCAGCCCGUGUUGUCCUGCAGGAUUUCACUGGCAUUCCUGCAAUGGUAGACUUUGCUGCAAUGAGAGAUGCUGUGAAGAAACUUGACAGAGAUCCAAAACUAGUGAACCCAGUCUGUCCGACAGACCUCAUUGUAGAUCAUUCUUUGCAGCUGGAUUUUACUAAAUGUGCAGCACAGACUGUUCCUACCGCAACAGUUGAUUCACACAGACCAGCGUCCAAGCUCUCACCGGCUAAAUCAGCAGUUAUGAAGUCCCACUGUAGAGGACAAAGUAGCUGUAGAGGAGCCUGUGAUUCGGGAAUAUCAAGCAGGAGCUCUCGUGAACAGAUAGAAAACACCCCAAUGUUAUGUCCUUUUCAUUUGCAACCUAUUCCAGAACCAGAAGCCGCACUUAAAAGUCUUGAGAUUGAGUUUAUCCGGAAUAAAGAAAGACUUCAGUUUUUUAAGUGGUGUUCAAAGGCUUUCAAGAAUGUUGCAGUGAUACCUCCGGAAACAGGAACUGUGCAUCAGGUGAAUUUGGAGUACCUGUCAAGAUUAGUUAUGGAGCAAAAUGGCUUCUUAUAUCCAGACAGUGUCCUUGGUACUGAUUCUCACACUACUAUGGUGAAUGGUCUUGGAAUCUUAGGUUUAGGUGUCGGAGGAAUUGAAUCAGAAGCAGCUAUGCUGGGCAUACCCAUCACAUUAAAUCUACCAGAAGUGGUUGGGUGUGAGGUGACUGGCUCUGUUUCUCAGCUUUCUACUUCCAUAGAUGUCGUUUUAAGCAUCACUAAGCACUUAAGACAAGCUGACUUGUCUGGAAGGUUUGUGGAAUUUUUUGGAGAGGGAGUAUCUCAGCUUUCAGUUGCCGACCGUACCACGAUAGCAAACAUGUGUCCAGAGUAUGGUGCCACGGUGGCUUUCUUUCCAGUGGACCAAGUAACCCUUAGCCACCUGAAACAAACUGGUCUCGAUCCUCACAGGCUAAGAAUAUUUGAAGCUUAUUUGAAAGCUGUACAGUUGCUCAGAGAAGAAAAUGGUACAAGAAUCCCAAAGUAUUCCAAGAUAUUGGAAAUCAAUUUAAAUACAAUUACUCCGUAUGUGAGUGGCCCCAAGAGACCCCAGGACCGAGUAUCUGUGACUGAUAUGAAGAAGGAUUUUGAAGCAUGUUUAAGUGAAAAGGUGGGCCUUAGAGGAUUUCAAAUUCCAGCUGACCGGCAGAAAGUGGAGGUUCCUGUUACAUAUGGACGAUCGCAAUACAUGUUGUCACAUGGCUGUGUGCUUAUUGCUGCUGUGAUCAGCUGUACCAACAACUGUAACCCUUCUGUCAUGCUAACGGCAGGCCUGUUGGCUAAAAAGGCUGUAGAAGCUGGACUCAAGGUGAAGCCAUAUAUAAGGACAAGCUUAUCACCUGGAAGUGGAACAGUCACUCACUACCUCACUGCCAGUGGAGUGCUGCCUUUUUUGAACCAUUUAGGGUUUGACAUUAUUGGGUAUGGAUGCUCAAGGUGUGUUGGCAAUAGCAAUCCUUUACCAGAGGAAAUCGUCAGUGCUAUUAAGGAGGGGGAACUGGUGGCAUGUGGUGUUUUCUCUGGAAACAAGCAUUUUGAGGGGAGUAGGUGUAGUUGUAUCCGUGCCAAUUACUUGGCUUCCCCACCUCUGGUUGUCGCCUAUGCAUUGGCAGGCACAGUAAACCUAGACCUGCAAACAGAUGCUCUGGGGGUGAAUGCUCAGGGCGAGAAGGUCUUCCUACGAGACAUUUGGCCCAGCCGUGAAGAGAUCUUACAAGUUGAAGAGAAUCUUGUUAUACCGUCCAUGUUCAAAGAACUGAAAAUAAAAAUAGAGAAACAAAAUACAAGGUGGAACCUUUUGGACUCUCCUGAAAGCACUUUAUUCCCGUGGGACCUUAGAUCCACCUACAUUAGAAGUCCUCCCUUUUUCAACAGGCUGGACAAGGUCUCAGCACCUCUGACAACAAUUGAACGAGCCAAUGUAUUACUUUAUUUAGGGGAUUCCGUCACUACUGACCACAUUUCGCCUGCGGGAAGCAUCUCUCGUACAAGUCCUGCUGCCAAGUACUUAAUUCAGAGAAACUUAGUGCCAAGAGAGUUUAAUUCCUAUGGGGCCCGCAGAGGCAAUGAUGCUGUGAUGACUAGAGGAACUUUUGCUAACAUGAAACUUUUUAACAAGCUUGUUGGAAAAAGUGGGCCAAAAACAAUCCAUUUUCCAUCAGGACAAAUGAUGGAUGUAUUUGAAGCAGCAGAAUUGUAUCAGAAAGCUGAUAUCCCACUUAUUAUUUUAGCCGGUAAAAAAUACGGAUCAGGCAAUUCAAGAGACUGGGCUGCCAAAGGACCAUUCCUGCUGGGUGUCCGAGCUGUGAUAGCUGAAAGUUAUGAGAAGAUUCAUAAGGAUCAGUUAGUGGGCAUUGGCAUCGUGCCUCUUCAGUUUCUGCCUGGAGAAAAUGCAGAAUCGCUUAGCCUUUCAGGAAAAGAGCAGUAUUCUAUAUCUAUCCAUGCCAAGCUAGUUCCUGGAGAAAGUCUGGAAGUCAAGACAAGCACCGGAAAGAUAUUCCAUGUGAUUGCAGCCUUUAAUAAUGAAGCAGAAGUCGCAUUCUACAAGCACGGAGGAAUAUUAAGCUAUGUGGCUCGCAAAUACUUAUAGUAGUGUCAACAAAGAGAAACCAUGAACUCUCAGCUUGUACAGAUGCUUCCUGUGUGCUUGUACUUCUCUUGCCUCCUUAAAGACUCUGAUUGGUGGGAAGAAAAUGAGUCACUGAAGCUUAUUCCAGCACUUUCAGUAGAAGACCGGUGCUAUGGGCAUGCCUUCCUCAGUCCCACCAAGGGACAAGCAACAAUCUUCACAAUUACUUCUACUUGCACAUUUUGCAGGUGGCAUUUCUGACUUAUCCUGAAGCCUUGUGCACAGUUUUGCUCUUUAAGUCCUAAAACUGCUAUCUUUGGACUUCCAGUAGCAGUAUUAUUGUUUGAGCGAUAUUGUUUUAUUUAAAAAAUAUAUAUAUAUAAAAAAAUCAAAAAAGAAACUAUUCUUCCAUUUGAUGAACUGUAUGUCUCCAUCCCGGUAUGGAAAAGAAGACUCUCUUGGUUGUGAUAACACGGACUCCUUGAAAUAAUGUUCUGAAAUAAAGAUGCCUAAAUCAU